AUGACUAAAACGCUCCCCCCACACUCGGCCAUCCGACCUCUGGCAGUACAGGAUGUGGAUGCCAUUGUCGAGGUCUCAGAUAAGGCCUUCCCUCCGGACCAGUCAGCGACGAGAGAAAAGGUGCUGUAUCGACUCCAGGCAUGCCCCGAGCUGUGUCUGGGUCUAUUUAUCAGAAGUUACGACGCCAAGGACAAAGCCAAGAACAGCGACGGUGAGGACGACCAGCUGCCUCAUCCUACAACCUCUGUGAUUAGCGAGAAGCUGGUGGCGGUGAUUCUGGCCACAAAGAUGCGGUCAGACCUGAUCACCAAGGGCUCCAUGGGCAUCCCGGAGGGCCCUGACGACGAGGAGAACGGACACAAGGAGGACGGAAACACCGUGGGCGUCCAUGCUGUUUGUGUGGACCCCGAGUACCAGGGCAAGUCCAUCGGAUCGAUCCUGAUGAAUGACUAUGUGCAGCGAAUCUCCACCAACGGCGUGGCCAGCCGAAUCGCGCUCAUUGCCACAGACGAGAACGCACCCUUCUACGAGAAGCUGGGGUUCACCAAUCAGGGCAAGAGCGAUUGCAAAUACCCUCCCGGUGUUGUGUGGAAUGAUCUGUACUUUGAUCUGUCGUACAACUAA
Yarrowia lipolytica CLIB122 is the source of this 624-nucleotide messenger RNA. RefSeq lists its product as uncharacterized. NCBI's taxonomy places the organism in Eukaryota, Fungi, Ascomycota, Dipodascomycetes, Dipodascales. Gene Ontology annotation, cellular component: cytoplasm. The record is from RefSeq and is a predicted model, not a curated record. Gene Ontology annotation, molecular function: aralkylamine N-acetyltransferase activity.